GAGAAAGCUAGCUAGAGGCGAGUGAAUUACUGUUGGAACCUCUAAACACCUUGGCUAGCUGAACUGCAGAGAGCUUUCAAAAUGGCUGAUGAUGAAUUGGAAGCACUCGACGCCCUCGAGAGAGAGGCGUCUGAAUUUACAAAGGACGCGGAAAUCGAUCGCAUCAGAAAGGCUUUCCAACUGGACGCCUAUGCGGUUCUCGACCUCCAGCCUGGCGUCCCCGACUCCGACAUAAAAAUGCAAUACCGCAAGAAAUCCCUCCUCAUACAUCCAGAUAAAUCCUCAAACCCCGCAGCGCCCGACGCCUUUGACCGCUUAAAAAAAGCCCAGACAACGCUGUUAGAUGAAAAAGCACGAGCCCACCUCGACGAGUGCAUAGCCGAUGCGCGACGACUAUUAAUCAGAGAACAUAAAUAUACGCUCGAUUCACCCGAAUUAAAGACUGAAGAAUUCAAGAAGGAAUGGCGUCAGAAGACUAUAGAGGUUCUUGUUGAGGAAGAGGCGAGGCGGAGACGACGGUUAAAGGCGCAGAUGCAGGAGGAAGGCAGGGAAAAGAGGAAAGAGGAGGAAGAGAUAGAGGCGCGGAAACGGAAGAGGGAAGACGAGAAGGCUUGGGAAGAAUCGCGCGAUGAGCGGAUUGGGAGCUGGAGGAAUUGGCAGAAGGGGAAAUCGGAGAAAGGGGAGGGAAAGAAGAAGAAAAAGAUGAAGGUGUUGGGAUGAAUUUGACGAAUCGUAUGUCGUGUGAGUAGAUCUCGUAGAGGUUUCAACAUGUGGGAGGUACUUUCUUUUUUCUUAGGGGGGGACAACUUUCGUGAGCUGGUUCAGAAGGCGCUUUUCUUUCACAGGUGGUCGGAGUUUGUCACGGAAUUAUUCAUAUUCUAAUACCCAUGUAAGGAUCGAUACAAUCACAGAAUUUUUUUUUACCCUUUCAAGGCAUCAACGGAUGGCCGCUAAAACGCUUAUAAAAAACCAAAGAAAGCGUGAUGUCUUCACUCAUCAACUUCAACUAUAGUGGACAAGAUGCAUAUCUAAGAAAAUUCUAUAUACUGGCUUGUCUAUACAUGGCAUGAAUAAGAGCUUGAUCGGGGAUAUAUGGAAGGAAAAUAUCAACCUUUAUAAUAACUCAACAUCAUGAACAAGCCAAGGGAUAUCAUAUCACUGCACGAAUGAGCGGGGAAUACAUUUCGUGUCCUAAAACUAAGAAUAAAUUUCUGCAUCAACUUCAUAGGGCUCGUGAUCAUGAUCUUAUCAUCAUCUUCGAAAGAAAGUGACAAAUGCGC
Messenger RNA from Blastomyces dermatitidis ER-3, 1280 nucleotides. RefSeq names its product DnaJ like subfamily C member 8. The record is from RefSeq and is a predicted model, not a curated record. The transcript has 3 exons. Bases 82 to 720 code for a protein of 212 amino acids. Lineage: Eukaryota; Fungi; Ascomycota; Eurotiomycetes; Onygenales; Ajellomycetaceae.